Ceratotherium simum simum (southern white rhinoceros) is the source of this 764-nucleotide messenger RNA. RefSeq names its product keratin-associated protein 3-3-like. Gene Ontology annotation, cellular component: keratin filament. Gene Ontology annotation, molecular function: structural molecule activity. The record is from RefSeq and is a predicted model, not a curated record. Lineage: Eukaryota; Metazoa; Chordata; Mammalia; Perissodactyla; Rhinocerotidae.
CCAGAGCAAGGAGAGACAUUCGCACCUCAGAAGGCUCAUCUGUCUUUACAACCAAACCAGUAAAAAACACAGAUUCCAAGCGCCAUGGCUUGCUGCACUCCCUGCCGCUGCAGCGUCCCCACCGGCCCCGCCACCACCAUCUGCUCUUCUGAUAAACUCUGCCGGUGUGGAGUCUGCCUGCCCAGCACCUGCCCACACACUGUUUGGUUACUGGAGCCAACCUGCUGUGACAACUGCCCCCCACCCUGCCACGUUCCUCAGCCCUGCGUGCCCACCUGCUUCCUGCUCAACUCCUCCCAGCCCACCCCAGGCCUGGAGACCCUCAACCUCACAACCUUCACCCAGCCCACCUGUGAGCCCUGCAUCCCAAGAUACUGCUGACCCACGGCUGCUUUGCUCAGUGUCUGACACUAAAAGAGUCAACCCAGAAGCUUUGGUGUUCAUCUGUCUCAACAUCUGCAACUAAUUGAUUCUGCUUUGAAGUUGGGGCAAGGAUGGUGCUAUCAUUGACAGCCCCCCCAAAAGAAACGAAGAGACUUUCAAUGGCCAUGUAGCAGAUAUCAGUAACCAAGGGCAAUUUGAGCAGGUAGAUGCCUAUCAGCUUUCCAAAGUUGUUCAAUUCCUUCAUAUUAAAGUGUAUCUUUCUUUGGGUGCUUUGGGAAUACUGUUUCCAGUCUUGGGUGGUAUCUUUCUGGAAAUUAAGGAGUUUCUUCAUGAUCUUCCUAAUAAAUUUUACGUCUCUGGCAUAGUACAAAUGUCUACAA